Sapajus apella (tufted capuchin) is the source of this 5779-nucleotide messenger RNA. It is a transcript of the gene ERMAP, whose product is annotated as erythroblast membrane associated protein (Scianna blood group). Bases 2633 to 4060 code for a protein of 475 amino acids. Gene Ontology annotation, molecular function: protein binding. The transcript has 11 exons. Lineage: Eukaryota; Metazoa; Chordata; Mammalia; Primates; Cebidae. The record is from RefSeq and is a predicted model, not a curated record.
AGGAACAUUUCAAUAGCCUUUUCAGAUAAUCAUGGAUGUUCUUUGAUAAGACACCAAAACUCAGCAAGUGGUAGUUUUUUAAAGUUUAAUUGUAACACGAAAUCUGAAACCAUAGCAAUGACCUUUUUAUACUCUAUUAUAGGAACACUCACAGUUUUUCUUGCCUUUUGAAUGAAUGUUUUACCCAUGCAGGGUUUUGUCAACACAUGCAUUGGUCAUUUGGAAAUUGCUGGGGCACUGAGUUAUGCAGAUCUUCUAAAUGUUGACAUAUUAUACAACAUCAAAAAAUCACAUUUAUUAAUACCAAUACCCGUCUCAUCAGAAAAAGUCUUUUGCUAUUAUCAAGCUCAUAAUAGCAGAUAAAAUUUUUCCAAAAUUCUAACUUUUGCUCAAAAGGUUGAAUUUUCUCAUUGACGACAAACACUGUCAGUUGCUUUUCUGGAAGUGACAGGUGCAUUUUAUUCAUUUUGGAGAAAAUGUCUGCCAGAUACCCAGGUCUGAAUGAUUAUACUUUGUCUUUCAGCUGUACUUUCAGGUAAGAAUGGUGCUCUGUGAGUCAAGUGGUUACUUCAGCUCACAACUCAAUCACUUAAGGUUUUUUCCUCGAGAAAGUCAUCAUACUUUGAUAUGCAGCAUAACUGCUUAUGCAUCCUUCCCAUUUUGUCACACAGAAUAUUGAAAAGAUGUGUCUCUAAGAGUUGAGAUUUAAUAAAACUUGUAACUUCUACUACAGCUUGGUGUCAUUUGCUGAUUUGUGCUAGCAGUUUUACCCAUUGUUGCUUUUGCAGGGUCCUUGAAAAUGUCAAUACCAUGAAAAAGGCAAACAAUGUCUUUAUUAUGAUGAACCUAGUUUUAGCCUGGCUGAUAGGGCCUCAGGGACUUCCAAGGUUCAUGGACCACACAUUAAGAGCUGCUGCUCUAGAGGAACUCUUGCACUUGUGAACAGGAAAUAUCUAUCAAGAAUGUUCAGGGCAGUACUGUUUAUGAAAGCAAAUGCCUGGAAACAACCCACAUUUCUAUCAGUAAGGGAGGAGAGAAACUGUUGGUAGAUUUACAUAGUGGUCUACUAUCCUAUAUAGCAGUGACUGAGUAUCCUAGCGCUCUGUGAAACAAACUAGAUUAAUUUCAAUGUCUUAAUUUAUACUCCCCCAAAACAGAGUAUGAGAUGUGAGACAAGUCUUUCGGUGCAGGAGUGUGUUUAGGAGGUAAUCCCAGGAAGCAGAAAUGGGAGUAAGCAAAGAAGGAAAAAAGUCAAUAAAAGGUGCAGUAUGGAGCACCUGUCACUACGGAGUAGCGUGCUCAGUCACAUUGGGAACAUUUGGAGGAAUCAUGUAGAGUACAGCGCAGAGCUGAAGGUGUAAGGCUGGAGCAUUUUCCCUUGACUCCCCUCACUGCUGUUUCUGUCUCCAAGACUUUGGCUUUGGUGAAAUCCUGGGCUGCACAGCCUUCCAAGGCUUUGUAGAGAGUCCUGAGACAGGUAAGCCGAAGGAUGCUGUGUCCUGUGAGGGGGCAUGCUGGCAGCUUGCCUACAAGGCUCAGCUACACCAAAAUUGAGUGGGCUGAGGGGACAUGGUGUGGGUCACCACAGAUGUCUGCUAGACUCAGAAAUUAAUGUUGGAUAAAAAAAAGGGAAUCAUUGGAAAUUAUGUACAAUGGGCUCCAUCUUUAAAAAGACAUAAAAAUGUAUAAUGUAUUAUUAAGGAUAUAAUUAUGGAGAUUAUGAAUAUACGCUUAAGGAUAUUAUGAAAGCAAGACAGGAGGGAAGCGUUUAUCACAUGUUGAACAGUCAGCAAGCUUGCUUGUCAGAAGGCACAUGUCAGGGUGUAGCUGGAGAUAAAGAUAGUGAGUUAAAGAAGGUGGCUAAUUGGUGGAUGUCUUUGAAACCAAUCUUCCAAUUUACUCUGAUUUGAAAAGUAAAGGGAGGGAAGAAGGUUUUUAGAAAGAAUGUGAUAGGAUCAAAACGCAUCAAAGAGAAUUACUAUUGGCAGCAUUGGAGGAAAAGGCAGCGGAGGGGCAAAGGUCUCUUCUACCUGGUCAGUCGUAUUCAGUGGUUCCCUCGAUUUUUGGGAGCCUCCUCUUUGCUCUGUUCUUUUAUCAAAGGCCGACAGACAGGGUGUGGCUUGCUGGUUUAGAGGGACAGUUAGAAAGGAGUACUGUGAGGCAGAGACAGCCCUGGCCUCUCAUUUUAUAAAAUUUGAACUUUCCCCUGGCCCACAUCCCUCGACCUUCCUGAUGCUUCUGCCUGCUGCCCCCUGAUCUCUCUUCAUGGGUAAGGAGUAUUUCCAGCUUGCAAACUCCAGCUUUGCCUGUGAGAGGAACAAGGGUCCAUGAUCCAGAAGGUGAGACUUAACACGCCAGCCUCCUUGUGAACAUUUACCGCUUUCAACCCUCACCAUAAUCCCUCAAGGAGGCACAGUUCACAAAAUACCCGUUUUGAAGGUGCAGAAACAGUCUCAGAGAAGUUUGGUCGUAAUAUCCCGAGGAGGUAAGUAGCAGAGCUGGGACUGGAGCCCAGGCCUUUGUGAUCCCAGAGCACCAGCAAAGCCGUGUCAGCCCGGCUCCUGGGUCAUACCCUCUGUCACGCCAAGCCCAUCAGCCCGCUCGUGCUGUCUCCCUGUCUGUCCUAGUUCGGAUGGAGAUGGCGAGUUCCGCUGCCUCCUGGCUCUCUGGCUGCCUCAUCCCUCUCGUCUUCCUCCGGCUGCCUGCACACGUGUCAGGCCUCGCAGGGGAUGCCGGCAAGUUCCACGUGGCCCCGCUAGGGGGCACAGCCGAGCUGCUCUGUCCUCUCUCCCUCUGGCCCGGGAUGGUGCCCCAGGAGGUGAGGUGGCUGCGGUCCCCGUACCCGCAGCGCUCCCAGGCUGUUCACGUGUUCCAGGAUGGGAAGGACCGGGAUGAAGAUGUGAUGCCGGAAUAUAUGGGGAGGACGGCGCUGGUCAGAGACGCCCAAGAGGGAAGCGUCACUCUGCAGAUCCUCGACGUGCGCCUGGAGGACGGAGGGUCUUACCGAUGUCUGAUCCAGGUUGGAAAUCUGAGUAAAGAGGACACCGUGAUUCUGCAGGUUGCAGCCCCAUCUGUGGGGAAUGUCUCCCCCUCAGCAGUGGCUCUGGCUGUGAUCCUGCCUGUCCUGGUACUUCUCAUCAUGGUGUGCCUUUGCCUUAUCUGGAAGCAAAGAAGAGCAAAAGAGAAGCUUCUCUAUGAGCAUGUGACGGAGGUGGACAAUCUUCUUUCAGACCAUGCUAAAGAAAAAGGAAAACUCCAUAAAGCUCUCAAGAAACUCCGGAGUGAACUGAAGCUGAAAAGAGCUGCAGCAAACUCAGGCUGGAGAAGAGCCCGGCUGCAUUUUGUGGCAGUGACCCUGGACCCAGACACAGCACAUCCCAAACUCAUCCUUUCUGAGGACCAAAGAUGUGUGAGGCUUGGAGACAGAAGGCAGUCUGUACCUGACAACCCCCAGAGGUUUGAUUUCGUCGUCAGCAUCCUGGGCUCUGAGUACUUCACGUCUGGCUGCCACUACUGGGAGGUGUAUGUGGGAGACAAGACCAAAUGGAUUCUGGGGGUGUGUAGUGAGUCAGUGAGCAGGAAGGGGAAGGUUACUGCCUCACCUGCCAACGGACACUGGCUUCUGCGACAGAGUCGUGAGAAUGAGUAUGAAGCUCUCACAUCCCCGCAGACCUCCUUCCGCCUUAAAGAGCCUCCACGGUGUGUGGGGAUUUUUUUGGACUAUGAUGCAGGAGUCAUCUCUUUCUACAAUGUGACCGACAAGUCUCACAUCUUUACUUUCACCCACAGUUUCUCUGGCCCCCUUCGCCCUUUCUUUGAACCUUGCCUUCAUGAUGGAGGAAAAAACACAGCACCUCUAGUCAUUUGUUCAGAACUACACAAAUCAGAGGAACGAACUGUCCUCAAGCCAGAAGGGAAAGGCUAUGCUAAUGGAGAUAUGUCCCUGAAGGUGAACUCUUCCUUACUACCUCGUAAGGCUCCAGAGCUGAAGGAUAUUAUCCUGUCCUUGCCCUCUGACCUCGGCCCAGCCCUUCAGGGGCUCAAGGUUCCUUCUUUUUAGGGGUAUGUCAUAUUACCUACUCCCAUCACCAUCCAGCCCAGCACCCUGGACUUCAGGCUCCUGGCCCAACCCCAUGAUUCUGGAAUGUCUCUUCUUCCUAACCAAAUCCAGAUCCUUUUGUGGUUUCUAUUUGUACCACUUUUCUCCCAGGACUCAGUUCUGAAGCUUGCCUUUCUUCUAAGGAACUGAAGUUCCCAGUGACGUGGAGGGAGGAUUCCUGGAAAUGAAACAAUCAGUUUAGGUGUAGGUGGAGAUGCUGAAUAUGUGUUACCAAGAUACAGCACAGGUUCAGGGGAAAGAGUCUUCUACUCCAGGGGUUGUUUAGAAGACAUUUUCUCUGUCUCAUCCUGUCAUCAAGUGUUAGUCAAGAAGUUAUGGCUCCCAGUGCCUGACUGCUUCCUUACCCCAUCAAGGGCUGCUUUUCUCUCCUUCUCUCUCUCAGUUCUGGCCUCUGGCCCCCAAAGUCAGCUUUCUAUAAGUAAGCAUGUUUUAGUCCACUCACUCUUUCCCUAUUUCUUCAGGAAUGAGUUGGGGGAAGCUGAGGAGUAAAAUAUACCAUCCUUUUCUAUUUUCUUGUUGCUGUUUACAACGUAGUUUGGUGAUACCCAGAGCUAAUGUACAUGCUUUCAAAAACUAAUCUGCCUGUUGAUGAUAACUAGGUACAGGGACUUUAAACACAGUUGCUAUAACCCUGAAGAGCCUCAGGAGCACAUCAGGGAGCUGGGAAGCACAGCUGCAGAGAGCUCAGCCAUGUAUUGCCCUCUGACCUUGGCCCAGCCCUUCAGAGGCUCAGUUUGUUGUGACUGUCUUAUGAGUCAAUCUGUUGUACCAGCCCUUUCUAAGAUUCAGAGAGGCCCAGCUAGAAAAAGUGGCAGUUUUAACCACCAACUUAGAAACUCUUUUUCCCCACAAGACAAUUGUACUGGAAUACUUGACUAUUUGUGUAUCAAACAGCCUCUUAGGUUGGAGAGUAUUGAUUUCAAAUAAGAAGUUGGUAGACUAGGUGUGAGGAUGAAAUAAUGACCUUGAUUUUUGGGUGUGUAUUGCGGAAGCCUAGUCACUUUCAAGUCACACCAUAUACGUGAUCUGGCCUAAUCGUGGAGAUAUUGGUUAUCAAUUUGCAGAUGAAUACACAGUUCUGUGCAACAGAAACUGUAUCUUUCUGUUUGUCAGAAGUUCUCUGUUCCUUCUUGUAUUAGUCAAGGUUUUCCAGAUAAACAGAAAGGGUGGGGAGGACAGUGGUUAUUAUAAGAAAUUGACUCAUAUGAUUAUGGAGGCUGUUAAACCCCAAGAUCUGCAGAGUAAGUCAGCAAGCUGGAGUGCCGUGAGAGCUGAUGGCUUAGUUCCAGUCUGCUGGCAGCAGGCUUGACAUCAAGGAAGAGCUCAUGUUUCAAUUCAAGUCCGAAGGCAGGGAAAAAGCUGAUGACCCUGUCCAAAGGCUAUCAGGAGGGAAGAAUUCUCUUAGAGCAGAGUUAGCUCUUUUGUUCUAUUCAGGCCCACAUUUGGGAGAACAGUCUGCGUUACUCAGUCUAAUGAUUUGAAUGUUAAUGUCAUUGAGAAACACCCUCACAGGAACACCCAGAAUAAUGUUUGACCAAAUAGCUGGGCAUCUUGUGUCCCAGUCACACUGAUACAUAAGAUUAACUGUCACAGUGACUAGUGGAAUUUUUUGUUUGCUUUUGUACAGUUUUAAAAUAAAAGUUUGGUAUUUGUUGUUUG